This is a messenger RNA of Magnolia sinica, 1672 nucleotides long. Its product is annotated as MDIS1-interacting receptor like kinase 2-like. The transcript has 3 exons. The coding region runs from base 35 to 1498 and encodes 487 amino acids. Lineage: Eukaryota; Viridiplantae; Streptophyta; Magnoliopsida; Magnoliales; Magnoliaceae. Gene Ontology annotation, biological process: protein phosphorylation. The record is from RefSeq and is a predicted model, not a curated record. Gene Ontology annotation, molecular function: protein binding; protein kinase activity; ATP binding.
ACUGGGGGACUGCUCCAAAUUGCAGUAUUUGAGCAUGAGUGAGAAUUAUUUGAAUGGAAGCAUUCCGUUUCAGAUUGGUAAUCUAAUACACCUACAAAUUACCUUGGAUCUCAGCUGUAACUUCCUUUCGGGAGAGAUAAGCCAACAACUUGGGAAACUGCAAAUGCUGGAAAAACUAAAUCUCUCCCACAAUUCACUCUCAGGUUCCAUCCCAUCAUCUUUCAAAGAGAUGAUCAGUUUAUCUUCCAUCGACUUUUCAUACAAUGAUUUGGAGGGCCCUCUCCCCACUGGCAAAGCCUUCCAUCUGGCACCGUCAAGGGCAUUCAUCGAGAACAAAGGUUUAUGCGGUGAAGCAAAAGGCAUGCAACCUUGUAAUUCCUCUUUUAUAAAGCCUCACAAUGGGAAGAAAGACCACAAGAUUGUGAUCAUUUUUCCUAUCAUGGCAGCCUUAUUUCUUAUACUUGUAUUUGCCACCAUUUUUUCCAUUUUCCUACAAAGAUCCCACAGAACAAGAAAUGCAGAGAAACAGGACUUAGAAGUGAAAAAUGGAAAUCUAUUUGCAAUAUGUAAUUUCGAUGGAAAGAUUGCAUAUGAAGACAUCAUCAGGGCAACGGAGGAUUUCAAUUGCAAAUAUUGCAUUGGGGCUGGAGGAUAUGGAAGGGUUUAUAAAGCAGAUCUACAGAUGGGUCAGGUGGUUGCUGUGAAAAAACUUGACUCGUCACAAGGUGGUGAACAAGCUGAUCAAAGAAGCUUUGAAAAAGAGAUACAAGCAUUAACAGAAAUUCGACAUCGCAACAUCGUGAAGCUCUAUGGGUUUUGUUCCCAUGCUCGGUGUACAUUUUUGGUGUACGAGUACAUGGAAAGGGGAAGCUUAGCUAGCAUCCUCGGUGGCAAUAAAGAAGGAGCUGUAGAAUUGGAUUGGGUGAAGAGGAUGAAAGUUAUCAAAGGAGUAGCCGAUGCUUUAUCAUACAUGCACCAUGAUCGCACUCCUCCUAUAGUUCAUCGGGACUUAUCAAGUAAAAACAUUUUGUUGGGUUUAGAAUUUGAGGCCUGUGUCUCUGACUUUGGCACCGCAAGACUUAUAAAGCCAGAUUCAUCGAAUUGGUCCACACUCGCAGGCACUUAUGGAUACAUAGCUCCAGAGUUUGCUUACACAAUGAGAGUUACUGAGAAAUGCGACGUAUAUAGCUUUGGUGUUGUAGCAUUUGAAGUGAUAAUGGGAAGGCAUCCUGGAGAUCUCCUCUCAUCGUUGGCAACGUCUGGUGGCCAAGAUAUACUGCUGAUGGAUGUAUUGGACCAACGCCUCCCUCCUCCCACGCUUGAAAACAUGAAGGGUUUGGUUGCUACAGCCACUUUGGCACUUGCAUGCUUACAUACCAACCCUCAAUCUCGGCCAUCCAUGCGCCACGUGUCUCACGAGCUAUCCACUAGCAAGGCCCCGCUCCUUGGUGCUUUCCACACGAUUACGUUGGGUCAACUGUUAGAUGCACAGACAUAAAAGGAUUCGAUUUUUGAGGAGGGAUGGCAACUCCUGGUUCAAGUGAAGCAUGUGGUUUCGUGGAAUAAAACAGGGCCUUCUAGCUUGUAAUCGCGGCUUAUAUUGUUAUGCUUUGGUCCACUUUAUUUUCUUUUGUUUGGGUUUUUUCCUUUUAGUUGUGGUCUUUACUUAUGU